ACACUAUAAAGCACCUACGUGCAUUUUGAGUGCGAGCUCAGGUCAGCAGUGUUUUUGUGAUUGUGAGAGGGUGUGUCAGUCACGUGGUUAUCUGUAGGGGGUUUUCGGUCACUUUAUAUUGAAGGCACAUGCCAAGAAAUGUUUCAGCUCUCUGGUCUCUUGACAUUUGCCCCAGGAGAGAGCCCAGUCGACAUUCACGCGCAACUUAGGGCGGCGGGGGCUCUCAUCUUGCGCUUCUCGUUAUCCCUCUCUUGCACAGCGCCAUCGUUUCAGGAGACUCUGUCAACAGUAACUUGCGGGAUCUUUUUUUUACAUUUUCUUUUCGACGUCGUCGUACUUAGGGGAGAAGUCUUUCGCUGAGGGCCCCCUCAAAGCUUGCGGGGAUCGUCUCGUUCAUGCACUUGCGUACGCAAGUCAUGCCCUCCUACAGGGUGGCCAGGAUGUACACUUACAGGGUGUUUUGUUUCGUCAACUCCACAGUGAAGAUAAUGGAGCGACCGGAGGAGAAAGAAGUUCUAUUACCACCAUCUCUGACACCUGACAAAGUUGCAGAGGGCUCGGUCCGGGUGACCCUGCAGGAGACAGUAGAGCUGGAGCACGGAUCAGGGCUGUGGGGCGGCCAUGCCUUCACCUACCUGUGCCUGUGGUACGGGCUCAGCUUCUGCACGCUGGUGCUCAACAAGUACAUCCUCUCGCUGCUGGGCGGCGAGCCCGCCACGCUGGGAGCGGUGCAGAUGGUCUCCACGUCGGUCAUCGGCUUGAUACAGAUGUGCCUCCGGAAGUCUUCCCACAAGGACUUCCCCCCCAACUUCGUCUCCGCCAUGACGCUCAUGGGCGGCAUGAGGUGUGCCACGGUGGUGCUGGGCCUUGUUUGCCUCAAGAACGUGGCGGUGUCGUUCGCUGAGACGGUGAAAAGUUCCGCACCGAUCUUCACCGUUCUCAUGUCACGCUUCAUCCUUGGAGAGCACACCGGUUGGCGUGUGUCCGCGUCGCUCAUGCCCGUCAUGCUGGGCCUGUCCAUGUGCACAGCCACUGAGGUCGGAUUCAGCUCGCUGGGUUUCAGUGCUGCCCUCUCCACCAACAUCGUUGACUGUUUACAGAACGUGUUCUCCAAGAAGCUUCUGAGUGGUGACAAAUAUCGAUUUACGCCUGCGGAGUUGCAGUUCUAUACGAGUGGAGCCGCCGUGUUGAUGAUGAUCCCUGCCUGGUUGCUCAUGACGGACAUGGUGUGGCUAGCCGUGCCCAUCACGCCAGACCUGGCUGGCCUACUCGUGACUGACGGAGCUCUCUUCCAUGCACAGAGCGUGUGCGCGUUCGCUCUCAUGGGAUACAUCUCCCCCGUCACGUUCAGCGUUGCGAGCACCACGAAGCACGCGCUUUCCAUCUGGCUCAGCGUGCUCGUGUUCGGGAACCCCGUGAGCGUCGUCUCCGCUGCGGGCAGCGCCCUCGUCGUGGGUGGGGUCGCGCUCUACAGCCACGCUCGUGCUCACGGCGGGCACGGUGCCACGGCGGCCACGCACGCGACACACGGGACGCAAGGAACGCACGGCACGCCCAGCAACGCUUGCAAGCAGAUUAACGUGCAGACGCAAACACACACACACGCGUUGUGAUCGGGGCCAGCAGUAGGCCCUUCCAUUUCCUGGCAGUGAUGCCCUCCUUAUGAUCCCACGGUGAGCUUGGGGAUCAACACUAUAAGACGAUGGGAAAUUUUGGUCAGGCGUAGGCAGAGAGAAGGUUAUGGACACCUCGCUUUUACUGGCCACGCGCUGGAGGCAAAAGCCUUUUUGCUACUGGCCAUAUCUACCUAUAGUAGCCACGCCUCUGCCGACGACGCAGCUAUUGGCUAAGCAAGGAGGGGCUCCCACAAGUCUUUAAUACUUGGGUCCCUAUUGUGGAACACAACAGAGUGUUUGAAUGAAUGGAAGUGCCUGGAAGUUUGACCAUUUUCCUUCCAGUUAUUGUGUCACAGUGAGACACAAGUCAUUAAAUCCCAGGAGUCUGAUUCACUGGUGGGCUAUCCAUCCGUGUCAUGUGUAUAAUAAUGAUACGUCAGCGAAUCAAAAUAUCUCUUGGAGUAAUUUGGAGCCACCCUUGUCUCUGAUGACCCUGGGUUGUUGGUGGAAAUUUAACAUUUCUGUUACGCAAGUCGCGUUCUCAUGGGACAACCACCACUGUUGAGUUCCUGCAGGGUUGUACGAAGUUUACUGACCACGGCAGGAUGAUGGGUUGACUUGACACUUUACCACACGAUUUUAGCUCGGAAACCUGCUUGUGAAUUGGACACACUAACUACUGUGCUGGCUGAUUGAUGUACAUACAAUAGCGAUGUUUUAGUACAUAAUUUGAAGAUACCUCUAUAUGGUUUGCGAGCACAUGUCAAAACACCACGCCAGAAAAAGUGUGGGGUACGAUUCUUAGGACCUGGCAGUGACAUUUUACAGUUGGUCUUCACAACGAGUGGCAACGUCACACAAUCAUGAGUUUGAGAACGGGGUUCAAACAAUUCACCUACAUCCCUGAGAUUGAAAGAAAUACUGCAGCUUUAGCAGUAAAAAAAACUGAAGGUCAUGGGAAAGUAUAUACUGUACCUGUCAACUAACAUCCCCCAAUGUAUGUGUUUGUAUGUGUGUCUUCAUGACAGUAAUUGUGAGUUAUACAUCGGUGCUAAUGUGGUUUAAGAGCCUUGGUCUUGUGGAAUUAUAUGAUAACCCCCCACCCUGUAGAAUCGGCACCUUUGUUGUAAAUGUCAGUAUUAAUGUCAAUGCCAUUCUUAUGCGCCUGUUUGUGUGUGUGUGCGUGCGUGUGUGGUGGGAAGUAGUAACAUCGUGGUUCGCUCACCACACCCUCAUCCUUGCAACUCGAAUUUGAAUCCGAGCCAUAAUUGACACCAGUGGCAUGGGGAUUUGAAAACUGUCCUUGGCUUCCUCUAGGUUGACUCGGUCUUUAACGAGUACUGUACCUGCUGUGGUGUUGGGAUCAUCAACAUCAGCAACAAAGAGUUGCUUUUCAUUUCAGGCUGUGGUGACCUAGGGGAGGGGUGGUCCAUCCCGUAUUCACAUACCAAUUCUCCACUGAUGUGUGAAACAGCCAGGAAUUGAAUCCGAGCUGUCUGUGUGCGUGUGUGAUUGCAUAUAUGAAUAUGAAUAUAUCAUACAUUGUAAAGAUUUUACCUUGUAGUCGGGGCAAGUGCGUUUAGCUGUCACUUAUUCUAAAAUGUAAUAUAUAUAAUCACAAAGUACUUAUGCACAAGUCUCGUUAAGGUGUGAAGAGAAUUAAAAAAACAAGUCUUAAGGAAAUAGAAUAUUGUGUUAUGUUAACACAACUUUGUCUAAACUGUGUGCUUGCUGCAUUACAGCUACACCACUUUAACAUCUCAAUUAAGCAUCAAUCUUAAUUCAGGGACUAGCUUCUUCAGAAAUGCAUCCACGUUUCCUGUUGUAACUUUGCGACAAACUUGUCUUUCUUAAUUCUAUGAUUUUAGUUGUGUUCAUACUUUUCUGGUGAACGUGUAAUAGCUUUUUCAUGUGUUACAAAGCUGAAUUUUAUUUGUGUGUGCAAUAACUGGUAACCAGACUUAGACCAACUCCAUACAAAAUCUUGACUUAAAGCUUUCGUGACUGCAGGAAUUCAUAUUCUUUGGGUCUUUCGGUAAAGUCGCGUAGAUAGAGUAAAAUAAUCAAAAUUUAAUAAAGUGAAUAAAAAAUAAUCAAAAUAUCACGUUUAGAUCGCAACUGAUGACGAUCGCUUGUGUUGCUCCCUACACUUGAGACACAGACCAACAGAAAACUUGAUAUCCCCGGUAACAACCUGCUUCAAUAACUGGUGGCUGAAACGAUAUUGGUUGAGUGCCUUUGGCCACAGCCAUUCAAAGCCAGUCACAUGCUGAACGUGAAUUUUAAUAUCAACCUGUGCUUUGUGGGACCACGUGUUAAAACGAAAAAUGCAGGAACUUGAUUUGGAGAAGAAAAAAAACAUACACAUGCAAGUAAAGGUGUAAAAACAUAAUCCAAUAAUUUUCCAAGCUGCGUUCUUUUCAAAUAUCCUAUUGUUUGCAAUUUUUUCAUUACAUUGCCAACGUGGGUGUACGAAUUGUAAUUAUUUGAUAAUGCCAAAACAUGUUUUGCAUUACAAUGUUGGUUUAUUACGUUACAAAUGUACAAAGUGAUUAUUGUGUUUUUUUGUUAUGGCUGAUGAAUCAAAAGGGCACAAAGCAGAUGGGCCAUCGUGCCCUAUGUUAAGCAGAAUUUAUUCAAGCGCGCGGUGUACCAUAUUUUACAGAUGAUAUGUUGUGCACAGUAUCAAUCUUACAGAAUAUAAAUAUGGCCAGACACCUGCAAGGUUAUAUGAGGCACUCCCAAAUAAGCAUGUUUGUGGUGAUAAUAUAAUCUCAUUUGGCAUCCUUGAAUGAGUUGUGGAAAUUACACAUUCCCAUGGUGGAGACCAGUCUCCUUGUAGAAUGACCACUAUAACUUCCCACAAAAUGAAACCUCAUUUUGUUGGCCCUGGAGAUAUGAUGAACGGCUGGGUUGAUUUCAAACCUGGAUAUAUUGUGAGUGAUAUCCUCUGGAAAUCGUGCCAUGUGGCUGGAUAUCAUGAGAAAAUGGGCACAGAUUUCUUUGCUGUUUCAUAAAUUCUGAAUUGUACAAAUCUAAAAAGUUUACAAGUAAUGACAAGCACCCAUGUAGUUUCUCGCUUUGGUUUAAGGUUCAUGAAACAAAGAAACUAGGAUGGUAUGCGCACCUGCUUACAUGGGACCCAGAUUCAGCACCCACUCGCUGGAUUGCACGUCCACAGAUUAUGGGCAUCUGAUGCACAUACACCAGCAUCACCGCCGCAACUCUUGAUGCGAGACCUCGUCAUUCAGACUCCCAUCCCUGUGUGGUCCGUUAACCCAACCUCUAGGUUUGAAGGUUGAGGAGUGAGCCUGUAGAGAUGGGCAGUCUUCACUACAUGCAUUGGCAGUAGUGGUUUUGUAAUGUCUGUAAAACUGCGAUGUUUGAGUUGAAAUAAAAGCUUUUUUUUAAAAAGAA
This is a messenger RNA of Lethenteron reissneri (Far Eastern brook lamprey), 5033 nucleotides long. RefSeq names its product solute carrier family 35 member E2B (gene SLC35E2B). The record is from RefSeq and is a predicted model, not a curated record. NCBI's taxonomy places the organism in Eukaryota, Metazoa, Chordata, Hyperoartia, Petromyzontiformes, Petromyzontidae.